UCAACAUCAUUGGAAUGGUCUCUGGCUUGCUUCUCAUUGCGACAAAUGCCUGCAAUAUCCGCGCUGAGUUGACGCAUUUACUGGUGUUUAUUCCAAGUUGCAUAGCUGUAAAUAGCUGUAUUCUCGCGAAAAAUUACUGAAAAUCACAUCAACAUGCAGAUGGUUGAAGAGUCCCAAAGUAAAACAAAAAAGUCUGCAAAACGACGUCAAGAUAGCGAAACACACAUGGAGGUCGAGACAGUAAACGGUAUUGAGGGAAAGUCUAAAUCAAAAUCUGCGACUAAACGUUUGAAGAAUGUCGAGGGUACAGAACAGCGAAAGGUUCCAGUACCUGCACAUAGAUACUCCCCUCUGAAGGAAAACUGGAUGAAAAUCUUUACACCUGUUGUUGAACAUCUGCAACUUCAAAUUCGUUUUAAUCUCAAGUCCAGAAAUGUUGAAAUCCGGACGUGUCCAGAUACUCCAGAUUUAUCAAAUCUUCAGAAAGCUGCUGAUUUUGUUAGAGCUUUCAUAAAUGGCUUUGAAGUCGAAGAUGCCUUAGCAUUACUGCGAUUAGAUGAUUUAUUUGUUGAAACUUUUGAAGUGCAGGAUGUGAAACCAUUGAAAGGCGAUCAUUUAUCUAGAGCGAUAGGCAGAUUAGCAGGUAAAGGAGGAAGAACGAAAUUCACAAUCGAAAAUGUAACAAAAACAAGAAUAGUAUUGGCAGAUAGUAAAAUCCAUAUACUAGGAUCUUUUCAAAAUAUUCAACUUGCACGAAGAGCCAUUUGUAACCUGAUCUUGGGAAGCCCACCAUCGAAAGUUUACGGUCAAUUAAGGAAUGUUGCUGGACGAAUAUCAGAGCGAUUGUAGAAAAGGAGGUGAAUAUAUUUUGAAAGAUUUUUUUUAUGACAUGACAUAUGUCACUACGAUAGAUCUUGUUCUGCAAUAACUAUCAACUGUCAGGUUUGUUUGUAUAAAUUAAUACGAUUGUGCUAUACGAAACUUGUUUUCACGUAAUGUAAAAGAUAUGUUGGACUUACAGUACAUAUUUCCAAUCACGAAUUAAACAUCAUACUUGUCGAACUCAAUAAUCCUAAUAUGUUGGCAACGUUAAUCUUCGCCGCAAUUUAACGUGCCCAGGGAAUCACCGGAGGUUCAACACUGAAUAAACAAAUGCUCAUUCAUUAAUUAUAGCAGUAUUUGAUACUUA
Molecule: messenger RNA, 1189 nt
Organism: Athalia rosae (coleseed sawfly)
Lineage: Eukaryota; Metazoa; Arthropoda; Insecta; Hymenoptera; Athaliidae
Product: RNA-binding protein pno1
Exons: 3
Coding region: 154-849 (231 amino acids)
Cellular component (GO): nucleolus
Molecular function (GO): RNA binding
Source: RefSeq, a predicted model, not a curated record